Periconia digitata is the source of this 1053-nucleotide messenger RNA. NCBI's taxonomy places the organism in Eukaryota, Fungi, Ascomycota, Dothideomycetes, Pleosporales, Periconiaceae. The record is from the annotation of a GenBank genome assembly.
AUGGCUACAACCAACAAUGGCGAGGGAGCUGUGGGCAAGGACUCGAUCAACACCGACAUCAUCACCCUGACGAGAUUCCUCACAGAAGAGCAAGCAAAGCACAAGGAGGCAACGGGAGACUUCACAUUGCUUUGCCAUGCUCUUCAAUUCGCAUUCAAGAGUAUCUCGUUCUACAUCCGACGAGCCACAUUAGUCAACCUCACCGGUCUCGCGGGCCAGUCCAACGCAACGGGUGAUGACCAGAAAAAGCUUGACGUGAUCGGCAAUGACUUGUUCAUCUCCGCCAUGCGCUCGUGUGGGCGUGUCAAGCUCCUUGUCUCGGAAGAGGAAGAGGAGUGCAUCACCUUCAAUGAAUGGCCUAACGCGCGAUACGCCGUAGCCUGCGAUCCCAUCGACGGGUCCUCCAACCUCGACGCGGGUGUCUCCGUCGGCACCAUUUUCUCCAUCUUUAAACUCCCCGAAGGCGCGCGCGGCGUCAAGGAGGACAUUUUGAAGCCGGGUACUGAGAUGGUAGCGUCAGGCUUCACCAUGUACGGUGCCAGUGCGCAGCUCGUCAUCACCAUGAAGGGCGGCGGUGUCAAUGGCUUCACGCUCGAUAACAACUUUGGCGAAUUCAUCCUCACACAUCCCAGCAUGAGCAUUCCCAAGAAGCGCGCUAUUUACUCGGUCAACGAGGGGAACUCGCUAUACUGGGAAGAGCCCGUCAAGGAGUACAUCAAUGGGCUCAAGUUCCCGACCGAAGAGGGUGGAAAACCGUACAGCGCCAGGUAUAUUGGUUCCAUGGUGGCAGACGCAUACAGAACACUGCUUUACGGUGGCAUCUUUGCGUACCCAGCCGACAAGAAGAGUCCAAAGGGUAAAUUGCGCAUCUUGUACGAGUGCGCACCCAUGGCUAUGGUGUUCGAGAAUGCUGGCGGUCUCGCCGUCGACAGCAACAUGAACCGUAUGCUCGGGGUAGUACCGGAACACAUUCAUGACCGAAGCGGCAUCUUCAUGGGUAGCGAGCACGAGGUGCAGAAGGUUAUUGAUACACACAAGAAGCACCAAAAGUAG